Protopolystoma xenopodis is the source of this 2139-nucleotide messenger RNA. Lineage: Eukaryota; Metazoa; Platyhelminthes; Monogenea; Polystomatidea; Polystomatidae. The record is from the annotation of a GenBank genome assembly.
AUGGAGUUGACCAGAAGGUGUUGGUCUCACCGGCCACACAUCAGCUCUACAGACGUCGUGAUUGCCUGUUUCUUCCUCUACAAGUCCUCGGAGACCCUGCUUCAGACGGCCACCCGGAUCCAUCUGAUCCGACUCAUCUGCCUCGGUGAGACGGCCCACCUUCUCGCCACUCCGCCUGGAGACGCGAUUCCGGGCCCAGGCAACAAUGCAACCGGCCUGGAUACAUUGAUUCCCGCAGCCCGACUGCUUGGCUUCUGCGAUCAGCUUGCCAAUCAGUUGACCGAGUCCGGCGGUCUGUUGCAGACCGAUGAAGGUCUAGUAACCUCUCUGCUGCUGCCGUUAGAGCGGCUGGUACAGAUGAAGGCUUCGGCCUACCUGACGGCCUAUCGGGUUCUGCUGAACGCACCAGCCGCCGUCAUCUGCCUCUGCUUCGGCCGUCUGUCCGACCACUUCGGCCGGAGGCUCAUCAUCCUGUUGCCCUGUUUCGGCGGCAUUCUCGCCUGCAUCCUCUUCGCCUGCUCCCUUUCGCCGGCCGCUCGGAGUCUGGCGGCUCUGGCAGAUGAGUCCAACGACCGAGGAGGCCAUGCAGAAGCCGAGACAGGCGUCUUCCUGGCAAAGAUGCUUGUGCUGCUGGGUGCUCUGGUCUACGGCAUUUGUGGGAAAAGCAGUUCCGUGAGCAUGGGCUCCAGUAGUUACAUCACCGACACCAGUCAACAGGCUCAGCGAACUCGACUGCUCUCACGCCUGAUGGGCGCCAACUGCCUCGGCCUCUGCUGUGGCGCUCUGUUGCUGGCGCUGUUCGCUCGGCUCGCCAGCUACACCGAAGUGGUCAUCUUCUCGGCAGCAGCAAAUGGAUUGGUCGUCGUCACGGCCCUCUUUGCGGUCGCCGAGACCCGGGGCCCAUUUGGCUAUCUACAGACUGGAGACGACGAACCGGCGGAAAAGGACACGAUGGAUACGUACGCUCAAUUGCCAGGGCUCAACUGUCCGGCUCCCGAAACGCAAGCGUCAUCGUCAAGCUUGCGAUCGCGCGGCUGGACUCUGCUGAUCUUGGUCUGUUAUCCAGUCAGGCAACUCGUGAGCUCCUUCACCAGCCUCCUACAACUUCGUGAGGCGCGUGGACGCCUCUUUCUCUUCUUCCUGCUUGCCAUGGUUCUUUUCAAUCAGGUCACCAAGGCCGGCGAACAGGAUGCCCUUUUGCUCUACUCUACAGGCCGCCCACUCGCCUGGCCAGCCGUUGUCUACGGUGCUUACCUGGCCGUCUAUUACGGCUGUAUGUCGGUGGUUCUGCUCGUUCUCCAACCGAUGGUGGAGCAUUUUUUCGGCCCUCGAGACACCACACUCAUCCUCUUGGGUAUCAGUCUGAAGACGGCUCGUCUCCUGGUCACUGGGUUGAGUGUCAGUAUGCCGCUUCUCUUCACCUUCGCGGUACUAGGCUCUGCGGCAGGCUUCAUCAUCUCAGCUGUCAAGUCGUUGAUCAGCAAACUGGUGGCAGCAACUGAGGUGGGCGCUGUUUUUGCGUUGGUCGCUUGCCUCGAGACUUUGGCCAACUUGAUCGGUGGCAGCUUCUUCUCGGCCGUCUACGCUGCCACUGUGGCCCAGUCGCCUGGCGCCGUGUUUCUCAUGGACGCCGGUAUGCAUGUCGUCGCGGCCGGCCUCUACGUCUGGUUGAGGCUGGCCUUGCGCCGUUCGAGUCUGACUCAACUGGAAAACAUUGACGGCUCGUCAGGCGCAGACGGCAAAUUGGAAGGCGGGAAGACCGUCAAAGGUGAGGAUUGUCAAGCGGUGGGCGGCAAGAUUUCUGGACGGAACGAAGCAACAGACAAAGUGGGAGAUGGACCAUUGGCGGAGCAACAACUCUGGCCUCAACAGAAGCUGGGGAGACUCAAAACCCUCAUUCGGGAGGGAUGUCGAGGACCGAUGAAUUUGUCAAGAAAGGUUCACCUGCCUCGAGUGCUCGGCAUGGCCGACAUGAGAGUCCACCUGGUGCCCGAGACUGCGUCGACCUGUUCAUUCGGUGAGUUGAUGGAGCGCGAACGAGCCCGUGAUCGGAAUGCCGAGGCUGACAAUUUCGCCAGAUUCUCGAGGCAAAAUGAAGGGAUUGGAGCCAAGUUGAAACCGUUGAAAAGUGCCAACUGA